AUGGAAGCUCCCAACUUGGCCGAUGCAUCUGCUCAAUCAUUCGCGGAGCAUGCGUUGGGGCAUGGUGAUUUUUCAUCAGCAGGUACAAAAGUUCUGCGAAUGGUGAAUACCCUAGCAGUUGACGAUGAGGCAAAACAAACAAUAGAGGCAUUGCAAACCGAGUUGCGGAAGACAAAAGAGAAAUUGCAAGCGGUUGAAGAGUUGAAAAAGCAGUCAGCUGAUGCUGGCACACUGGUAGACUCCUACAUCUCUGGAAAGAUUAUGCAGUUGAAAGAGCAAAUUGCGACACUUGAAAAACGAGAGGAAAGAUACAAGACAGUUUUUGCAGAUAGAAUCUCGGUGUUCAGAAGGGCAUGCUGUGAACUUUUCGGUUACAAGAUUGUAAUGGAUGAUCACCACCGUUCAGAUGGAAUUCCUGUUACACGUUUUACCCUUCAAUCUAUUUAUGCGCAAAGUGAUGAUGAGAAGCUUGAAUUUGAGUAUGAAUCUGGGAAUACAAACAUUUUGGCCAACGAUUACACUUCACAGCCUGAGAUAUCACAUCAGGUUGAUAUAUUCAUUCGGAAGAUGAAUUCAAUUCCAGCUUUUACUGCCAAUUUGACUGUGGAGUCUUUCAACAAGCGAACUCUUUCUUGA
Messenger RNA from Ilex paraguariensis (yerba mate), 636 nucleotides. The record is from the annotation of a GenBank genome assembly. Lineage: Eukaryota; Viridiplantae; Streptophyta; Magnoliopsida; Aquifoliales; Aquifoliaceae.